Messenger RNA from Antrostomus carolinensis (chuck-will's-widow), 1320 nucleotides. RefSeq names its product lecithin-cholesterol acyltransferase (gene LCAT). The transcript is spliced from 6 exons. The record is from RefSeq and is a predicted model, not a curated record. The annotation marks the transcript as partial. Gene Ontology annotation, biological process: lipid metabolic process. NCBI's taxonomy places the organism in Eukaryota, Metazoa, Chordata, Aves, Caprimulgiformes, Caprimulgidae.
CUCCUGCAGCCCACGUCCCAGUUCUGGCUCUUCAAUGUCCUCUUUCCACCCACCACCACCCCAGAAGCUCCUCCGACCAACAGCACGCCGCCCGUGGUACUCGUGCCCGGGUGUCUCGGGAACCAGCUGGAGGCGAAGCUGGAUAAGCCGGACGUGGUGAACUGGAUGUGCUACCGCAAAACAGAGGAUUAUUUCACCAUCUGGCUCAACCUCAACACCUUCCUGCCAGUGGGAGUUGACUGCUGGAUCGAUAACACCAGGGUGGUGUACAACCGAACCUCUCGGAAAAUGUCCAAUGCUCCAGGUGUGCACAUCCGUGUGCCCGGCUUCGGCAAGACCUAUUCCGUGGAAUACCUGGACCAGAGCAAGCUGGCAGGUUACCUCCACACCCUGGUGCAGAACCUGGUGAACAAUGGUUAUGUGAGGGACCAGACGGUUCGGGCAGCUCCCUACGACUGGCGGGUCGGGCCCCAGGAACAGCCCGAAUACUUCCAGAACCUGAAGGCCCUGAUCGAGGAGAUGCACAAUGAGUACCAGCGACGCGUCUUCCUCAUCGGACACAGCAUGGGCAACCUGAACGUCCUCUACUUCUUGCUACAGCAGACACAAGCCUGGAAAGAUCAGUACAUUGGUGGUUUCAUCUCCCUGGGUGCCCCCUGGGGAGGGUCUGUCAAGCCCCUGCGUGUCCUGGCAUCCGGUGACAAUCAGGGCAUCCCACUCAUGUCCAACAUCAAGCUGCGUGAAGAGCAGCGCAUGACCACCACCAGCCCCUGGAUGUUCCCAACAAGCCUGGCCUGGCCCGACAGCCACAUUUUCAUCUCCACACCCUCUUACAAUUACACCUACCGAGACUACCAACGCUUUUUCACCGAUGUCAACUUGGAGGAUGGCUGGUACAUGUGGGAGGACAUGAAGGACUUGCUGAAGGACUUGCCUCCUCCUGGAGUGGACACGUAUUGCCUCUAUGGCACAGGCUACCCCACCGUGGAGACUUAUAUAUAUGACGAGCAUUUCCCUUACGAGGACCCUGUGGACAUGAUUUAUGGUGAUGGGGACGACACCGUCAACACACGCAGUUCGGAGUUGUGCAAGCGAUGGCGUGACCAGCAAAAGCAGAAGGUCCAUGUCCAGGAGCUGCGAGGAGUUGACCACCUCAACAUGGUCUUCAGCAACCUGACGCUGAGUUCCAUCAAUGAAAUCCUGCUGGGGAGCCCAGAGGAGCCGGGGGAGCUGGCGCAGGUGAGGUCCAGCCCAGAGGCAGAGAAGGGGAGGAAGAUCCGACCUGGACAGAAGGUCCUUAAGGAACCCAAAAAGAACUGA